AUGCCUGACAUCGAAACUAAGUUGACAUACCUCGAAUGGCAAACCAGCUAUACCCAAACUCGACCAUAUCGAAUUGCCAAAUUCGGCCGCAGAAAUAAUGGUCUAAAGCCCCACAAUUUAGUCUUUCGCAAAGGAGACUCUCCUGAACUCAUCAAAGAUAUCAGAGACAUAAAGGACAAAUCGUUUGCCCUAGACACAAACGGCUUUGUGUAUGCGAGGCAUCCACCACCAAAAUUCACGCAGCCAAGCGAUUUCCUGGACCCAGAGCAGGUUCGAAAUAUCUUUUUACCGGAAUGUGAGGCAAUCUUGAGAAAGGAGAUUGAGGGAGUCGAUCGAGUUUUCAUUUUUGAUUGGAAGAUCAGAAAGAAGAAAAGCGCCAAGGAGCGACGAAAACGGAAUCCGAAUUUAUUGAAAUUUGCACGCCAAGUUCAUGUCGAUACUCUUCUUACUAGAGAUAAACGCGAGACAACCAUGGCCGAGCGCAUCCGCAAUCAUCUCCCUGAAGAAUCCCACCACCUGCUUUCUGGUCGAGUUCGAAUGAUCAAGUGA
This is a messenger RNA of Penicillium odoratum, 549 nucleotides long. RefSeq lists its product as uncharacterized. The record is from RefSeq and is a predicted model, not a curated record. NCBI's taxonomy places the organism in Eukaryota, Fungi, Ascomycota, Eurotiomycetes, Eurotiales, Aspergillaceae. The transcript has 3 exons. Bases 1 to 549 code for a protein of 182 amino acids. Gene Ontology annotation, molecular function: oxidoreductase activity.